AUGGCUGCCAGAACCUCGAGAUACCGCGAACGAAACGCACAAGGAACGCAGUUCCAUCACUUCAUUCCACGAUUUAUUCUGCGUAACUUCGCAGCGGCGACGCAACCUCCUUCCGGCCCGACCAAACGGCGUGGAAAAUCGAAGGGCAAACCGCACGAUUGUUUCAUAAACUCCAUCAACCUCCAGUCGGGCAACGUGGAACCAUGCCAGCUACGGAACAAUGGUUUCCAUCAACGGUACGAUCACGACUCUUUAGACACGUACAACUCGGACGACAAGGAACAUUUGAGAGAAUACAUGGAGAAGAGAAAGUUCAAGAGACCAAAGGAUGUGUGGUUUGACAAUAUUCGACAAAUUUUGGCUCUGGAGAUGGAUCCAGAAAUGCGAUGGGCGGAAAGGAUACAGCAAACGGCGUACACGCACGAUGCGCUCAUGUUUAUUCUGCACGCCCAGGGCAGCUUCAUGUCGUUCUGUGCCCCGAAAUUGGCGGGCCAGGAGUUUGUCCUCACAGAAAACGCAUACGGCAUCUUCGAGGGGCCCGUCAGCCCACGCAUCGACCCGGACUCGGGUGAGCUCCAGCCUGGGGUUUACACGGAGUAUCACAACUUCGCUCCGAUCGCGCCUGACCUCAUGGUCGUUUUCCGAAGCUUCAUACUUCCAACAUUGAUCGACGAAGGCGACCAAGCUGAACGAGCGGACCUUCCGGUCGGGAAAUGCGGCAACAACUACUCCAAGAUCGUGGAUGGGAAGUUCGUUCCAUUGAAUGGAUAUCAAGGCCCUUCGGCGGACCAUGUCUUUUAUUUCAAAUGUUUUCCCUUGGAGCCUCGUCAUGUCGGUCUCAUCAACGAACUUUUGCUGGAAGAGGCUUGGCCAACCAAGGCCAUUGCCUUCCGAUCCAAUGACUACACGAAAGAAAUCCUUGUCGAUUACCUCAAAGACCCAAGAAAAGGAUUCAAGGUCGUAACCGACCAACCUGAUGACCCGCGGCUGAAGUACCUCCGGAAGCUUGAGCGCGCUGUUUCACUCCUCGGAGGCCCGAAAGUCAGCAGCGUCUACGAAUGCAUUAAACUUCCGAAGCCAGAAGUGCACAUGUCGCAAUGGGUUGCGACCAUGGUUGGAUUCGAACUGCUUGGCCAGCGCCAGGAUCUCUACGAGAUAUACAAACAUCUACGCCCAGGUGCAACUCCGGAGGAUUAUUUUUAUGACGUCAGUCAGGCCGGGCGGAUGUUAUUCUUGCGUAUUAAAACGGACGUCAUCAUGAACAACUGCAGGCUCUCGGAUGCCAACAAAGAGAUCGUCAGAGCCAAUCGGCAUGACAUCCUUACAUCCCUGCCUAUUCAGAGAGUCUGGCUGUAUCUGAAGGCGUUCAGGAAUGCGCCGAAGUUUGAUAUUGCGGACUUCAAAAUCCAAAAGGAGCCACUUGAUCUCGACGGCCCAGAGGACUUUGUUGCUAUGCACUUCAGCCAUAAAGGGGUGAAAUGGAUGGCCCAGGCAAUGUUUUUUGAGCCUCCGAGAGCGGGAAACAACUAA
Molecule: messenger RNA, 1530 nt
Organism: Lasiodiplodia theobromae
Lineage: Eukaryota; Fungi; Ascomycota; Dothideomycetes; Botryosphaeriales; Botryosphaeriaceae
Exons: 5
Coding region: 1-1530 (509 amino acids)
Source: RefSeq, a predicted model, not a curated record